UCUUUUACGACUUCAUGGACGCAGCAUCAACAUUGCCCGUUAAGCCUGAUUUAUGGUUCCACGUUAUCGGCGUUCCACCAACACCGUACCCUACGGCGUAGGCUCUGCGUCGAUUUAACGCGGAACCAUAAAUCAGCCUCAACUGAUUUGUAGACGUCGUCAUGGGCAACGUUUAAAGCGAACAGGGUUUCGACCAAUCACAAAGCACGAUCUUUCCAACUGACCAAUCAGAGAUAGUGUUUGGGUGGCUUAAACAACCGUCCCCCACAAGAGGAAAAACUUCAGAUUCGUCUCGAAAACAUGUCUUUCGGUAUGAUAUCAGUAACGUAAGUGUUGUCAAAGCUUCGUCCAAACAUCUCUUAAUAAUGAAGACCCGGCAUGCACCGGCACCGGCACCGCCGGUCCACGUCCAUGUGCCGGACACCACACCGGUGCAUGUCCAUAUGAGGAGGAGUGCCAGCAAAACCCCUCAGAGUCCCACAAAAGAUGCUCGGGUGAAACGAGAUGGAGGGAGAGCAAAGGUCCUACCGCCUUGGAUCCCACCUGGACGAGUGUCCUGUAGGAGAAGUGUUGGGGCCAGCAUAGCUCAGACAGAGAAUGCGCACCAUCAAUCUGACUGUGGUAUCAGAUAUCAGGAUGAUGUAGAAGAGCAGGGAGAAAAGCUGGCUGGAAUAUCUGAAAACAUCAGUGUCCUGCUUGGAGAGCAAGAACGCAUCCGCCGCUCAAAGAGAGAUACUGAUGAACUCCUGAGGGCACUUGUAGAAGCAGAAAUCGACGGUGUAGCUGUAGCCAAUCAGCUGACUGCCCUGAAAGAAACUAUUGACAGCUUCACCAAGGAUAGGCGGUUGUCAAAACUGCAUGCAGCCACACUUGGGCGACAGCAGGAGUUGUUACAAGAAAAGAUAGAUAUGUUUGAUAACACAAAUCAUAACCUCCGCGACCUCCUGAGAGAAUGGCGUGAAUAUGAGAGAGAAUCACUGAUGAAGUCAGAGCAGAAUGAUGCCUUCAAGAAAAGAUUGGCUGACAAUGAGGCAGAAAAUAUUCGUCUUUUGGCCAAACUUACCAACAAGGAGAAGGAGGCCUCCAAGCUGGCAGAGCAUUUGGAGUUUGAAAAAGACAACUUGAAAACAACUGAAGAGCUUUCAAGAAUAGUGGAGUCAACCCGGGACCAUCUGGAGUUUCAGCUGAAGCAAGCAGCGGCUGAAAAGACCCAGCUAGCUGCUCAAAUUCAGAGGAUGAAGCAGAGCCACGAGCAGACACAGGAGGAACUCCAGAAUCUGCAGGAAGAGCUGCAGACUGUAAAAAAGCAGGAGGAGGAUGAGGAGGGGAAACCAGACCAGGAAAUGCGUACCCUGCUCACGCAGCGGGCUGAACAAGCCGAAGAGUCUACCAGGCAACUCACGAAGAAACUUCGGGAGAAAGAGUCCAAGCUGUGUGAAGCCCUGUCCACAUCCAGUGACUGGUGCCUCCGCCACUCAAAGGAAGCAGCGGUUAAAGGGCAACUGGAAGAGGAAAUCUCUGCACUCAAACUUCGAGUGUCCGAGCUGAAUUCACAGCUUCAUUCGGCGGAAGAGAAGAGUCGGGUGGGGAAGGAGGAGAUCAGAAAUCAGAUUCAUCAAAUGAGUGCUGAAAACACCUCCACCAAGCUGGAAAACCAAAGACUAAAGAGGGAGCUGACGUCAUGUGAGGAGAAAUUCAGUGGUCUUCACUCUGAAGCUCGUCACUUCAAAUCAUCAAUCAAAAAAUACGAAAACAAGGUGGAGAAAUACAAAAAAAAGGUACAGCAGGCUCGCCUGGAAUCAGAGGAGUACUGCCUGAAGCUGGAGGUCGUGCAGAAGGAGGCGCGGGACGUGAAGGUGAGCCUGGAGAGGGAGAAGGAGCAGGUGAGGCGGGAGGUGCUGGGUCGGCUCAGAGAGCUCGAGCCUCUUCCAGAAAGACUUAAAAAGACCGAGCUGCAGCUCCGAGAUGCUCAGCAGGAGGCCGAUGCCCAGCAGAGGAGGAAUAUGGAGAACAACGCCGCCCUUUCUGAAGUCAGGCACAAGGUGGAACAACAGGGAAGUCAGAUGGAAAUGUUUCGCCAGAGAAAUCUGUUGCUGCAGGAAGAAAACAAUGUUCUGAAAGAGAAAAUUCACAACUUAGAAAGGAAGCUGGAAGAUACAAGUAUAGAAAAGAAAGAGAUGUCCCAGGCUCUGACCUUGAAGGAAGGCAGUACCUGCAGUCUUCAGCAGCGACUGGAGGAGAAGACUCGUGAGUGCAGCUUCCUGUCCCUAAAGCUGCAGGAAGCUCUGGACGAUGCACAGAGACAGGUGGAUGACGGCAUGCAGACGCUUCUGGCCAAAGAGAGGACUUCCCAGACCAAAGCGUUGGAUCUGCAGAGCCAGCUGAGCCAAGCCAAAACAGAGCUGAGUCAACUACAGCGAAGCAAGGAGGACAUGGAGCGUCGUUUCCAGAAUCAGCUGCAGAACAUGAAGGAGAGGCUGCAGCAGUCGGACUCUACAAACCGCAGCCUGCAGAAAUACGUUCAUUUUCUCAAAACAUCAUACGGAAAUGUGUUUGGUGACUCUUUGAUUGCAAGCUAACAGGCAUGCGUCCACUGUGAAAACACUGGCAUUAGACUUGAAUUAGAUGUAAUUUUAGAAUAUGCUUUGAAUCUAAAAUCUUUAUUCUG
Cololabis saira (Pacific saury) is the source of this 2668-nucleotide messenger RNA. RefSeq names its product outer dense fiber protein 2-like. Lineage: Eukaryota; Metazoa; Chordata; Actinopteri; Beloniformes; Belonidae. The transcript is spliced from 17 exons. Gene Ontology annotation, cellular component: centrosome. The coding region runs from base 366 to 2579 and encodes 737 amino acids. Gene Ontology annotation, biological process: regulation of cilium assembly. The record is from RefSeq and is a predicted model, not a curated record.